UUUUCAGUCAAACAACGGUAGUUUUAAACAAUGAAGCUCGUUACCUGGAAUAUAAAUGGCAUAAGGACGUUUAAAGGCAGCAUUAAAAAUGCUCUUGAUUCACUGGAUGCUGAUAUUAUCUGUGUUCAAGAGACAAAAGUGACAAGAGACUUGCUUGAUGAAAGAACUGCCAUUGUUGACGGCUACAACUCCUAUUUCAGCUUCAGUCGAGGACGCAGCGGCUAUUCAGGGGUUGCCACUUACUGUAAAGACAGUGCCACUCCAUUCGCUGCUGAGGAGGGUCUCACGGGUCUGCUCACCAACCAUGAAGGGGCUGUUGGAUGUUACGGGGACCAGGCUGAGUUCUCCAGUGAGGAGCUGCAGCUUCUGGACAAUGAAGGACGAGCCGUUAUCACACAGCACAGGAUCAUGUGUCAGGACAAAGAGAAAACUCUUACUGUAAUCAACGUAUACUGUCCACGGGCUGACCCUGAGAAGCCAGAGCGAAAACGGUUCAAACUUCAGUUCUACGAGUUGCUUCAGUGUCGGGCUGAGGCUUUACUGAUAAAUGGCAGCCAUGUGAUUGUUUUAGGAGAUGUUAACACAUCUCACCGGCAAAUAGACCACUGCGACCCCAGUGAUAUUGAUGAUUUUGGGGAAAACCCCGGGAGGAAAUGGCUGAAUAGCUUUUUGCACAGCGGAGAACAAGAAGAGGGAAUGACUGAUGAGGAUCAUGUUGAAGAAUCGGAAGUAACCUCAACAGAUCCAGUCCACGGUGGGAAAUUUGUGGACACCUUUCGCUAUUUCCACCCAACUCGCACCAACGCCUUCACAUGCUGGUCCACUCUGACCGGAGCGCGGCAGACCAACUAUGGCACACGCAUCGACUACAUAUUCGCUGACUGCCAGCUCGCCAAGGAGCAGUUUGUGGCAGCGGACAUCAUGCCGGAGGUGGAGGGGUCAGACCACUGCCCCGUGUGGGGGAAACUGAGCUGCCCUGUCCUGCCGAGUUCAAAGCCUCCUCCGCUCUGCACGCGCUACCUGCCAGAGUUUGCUGGCAAGCAGCAGAAACUUUCCCGCUUCCUCGUGAGGGUGGACCAAAAAUCAGCUCAGUCUGAGCAGCGGGAUGCAUUACCUGGAUCUCAAGAAGAGGAGGAAAGGAGGGAGAAUUUAAAUCCAUCCGGAGCUGGAAACAUCUCCGGUAAAAAACGGUUGUUAACAUCAGACUCUGUUGUCCCAAAAGGGAAAAAGACGAAGACAGUAAAGACUUCUUCAAAGCCACAGGGCAACCUCCUUUCCUUUUUCAAACCUAAACAUACAAAUGUUGUUCCCUCUACUGACGCCACUGUAAGGCAGUGUGAAAAAACCAACGGCGAGGACAAAGUUACCUCAUCACAGAACUCCCAAAAAGAGUUCACAAGCGAGGACGCAUCCUCAGUCACAAGCAGCGUACCUGCAGAUACUGAGCUUGAGUUUGAUGGUUCACCACAGCUGCUGAAACAAAAUGACAAACAGAUGAAAACAACACAUUCACACCCACAGCCGACUGUGGGAUGCUCAAAUGCCAAAAAAGGGGCCUCGUCAGUGUUUUGGAAGUCAGUGCUUCAUGGACCUCCGCCGCCCCCCUCUUGUAAGGUCCACAGGGAGCCCUGCGUGCUUCGUACUGUGAAAAAAGAGGGGCCAAACAUGGGCAAACAGUUCUUUGUAUGUGCUCGUCCUCAGGGACAUUCCUCCAACCCCGAGGCUCGCUGUAACUUCUUUUUGUGGGUUGAUAAGGGGAAGUGACGCGUUUACUGUUCUGAACAAAAGUUGCUUUUCCAGAAUCAUCACUAAAACUUUUAUCUUAACCAAAAAGCUUAAACUUUUACACAGACGUUUCAUAAUUUCACUCAUUUUAAUUGUUGACUGUGUUGUUUUUUCUUUGUUAAAUAAUA
Messenger RNA from Plectropomus leopardus (leopard coralgrouper), 1913 nucleotides. RefSeq names its product apurinic/apyrimidinic endodeoxyribonuclease 2 (gene apex2). The record is from RefSeq and is a predicted model, not a curated record. Gene Ontology annotation, cellular component: nucleus. NCBI's taxonomy places the organism in Eukaryota, Metazoa, Chordata, Actinopteri, Perciformes, Serranidae. Gene Ontology annotation, molecular function: DNA-(apurinic or apyrimidinic site) endonuclease activity; zinc ion binding; endonuclease activity. Gene Ontology annotation, biological process: base-excision repair.